Molecule: messenger RNA, 2046 nt
Organism: Humulus lupulus (European hop)
Lineage: Eukaryota; Viridiplantae; Streptophyta; Magnoliopsida; Rosales; Cannabaceae
Product: 3-ketoacyl-CoA synthase 11-like
Exons: 2
Coding region: 232-1743 (503 amino acids)
Biological process (GO): fatty acid biosynthetic process
Cellular component (GO): membrane
Molecular function (GO): acyltransferase activity, transferring groups other than amino-acyl groups
Source: RefSeq, a predicted model, not a curated record
AAAACAACACAACCAUUCUCAUAUUAUUACACGAUCAUCGUUCUUUUCAUGGCUUAACAUUUUCUUUGUAUUUCACGUAUGACUUCAAUAAUAUGAAAUAUUUUUCUUCUUUCACUUACAUUACUGUAGCAGCUUAUUUGUCCACCUUCUUCUGAAAAUAUUCAUCGAUUCAAUCCGGCCUUAGUCCUUAAAACUUUUUUAAUUUUUAUUUUUGUGUUCAACUGUCGAAAAAUGGGGAACGAGAAAGAAGUAGCACGAGACCUUGAGAAAAAACCGCACUCAGUGAAACUCAAGUACGUCAAGCUUGGUUACCACUACUUGAUCUCAAAUGCCAUGUAUCUUUUCCUUCUUCCGAUCAUCAUAGCCCUAGGUCACCUCUCGAUCGAAGACAUUGCUCAACUCUUUCAACAGUUUGAACUCGGCCUAGUCUCCGGUACACUCGUCUGCACAGCCCUUACCGUUUGCCUCGUCACGCUGUACUUCUCAUGGCGCCCUCGCGCCGUUUAUCUUCUCGACUUCUCCUGCUUCAAGCCGGAUCCCUCCCUAAUGUGCAGUCGUGAGACUUUCAUGCGGCAGCUUGGAAAAGCCACCUCGUUCAGCGACGAUCUUCUGAAGUUUAACCAGAAAAUCAUUGAGAGAUCCGGGUACGGACAGAAGACAUACGCACCGAAGGCCGCACUGGAGGACCCGCCGAUAGCAACGAUGAAGAAGGCGAGGGAGGAGGUUGAGAUGGUGGUAUUUGGGGCUAUAGACGAGUUGUUGGCCAAGACCAGAGUUAAUGUCAAAGAUAUUGGAAUUUUGGUCGUCAACUGUAGCUUGUUCAAUCCUACACCAUCUCUGUCAGCCAUGGUUGUUAACCGUUACAAGCUUAGGGGGAACAUUUUAAGCUAUAGUCUCGGUGGGAUGGGAUGCAGCGCUGGAAUUAUUGCUGUCGACCUUGCCAAACGUUUGUUACAGGAACAACCCAACACGUAUGCGCUAGUGGUAAGCACAGAGGCCAUGACCCUGAACUGGUACGACGGCACAAAUAAGUCAAUGCUCAUAACCAAUUGCCUGUUUCGCCUUGGCGGUGCGGCAGUUCUCCUAACGAACAAAUCCUCUGAACGCCGUCGUUCCAAGUAUCAACUGAUGCACACCUUACGCACACACAAGGGCGGCGACGACAAGAGCUACCGUUGCGUGAUGCAACAAGAAGACGAUGAAGGACACAUUGGCGUCAAGCUCUCGAGGGACCUACUUCCGGUGGCUGGAGACGCAAUCAAGACUAAUAUCACCAUGUUAGGCCCCUUAGUCCUCCCUAUAUCGGAGCAAAUCCUCUUCUUGGCAAAUCUUGUGGGGAGAAGAAUACUCAGGAUGAAGAUUAAGCAGUACGUGCCUGAUUUCAAGCUAGCUUUUGAACACAUUUGUAUCCACGCAGGUGGUCGAGCUGUCCUUGAUGAGAUCGAGAAGAACCUUGAUCUCACCAAAUUGCACAUGGAAGCUUCCAGAAUGACCCUUUACAGGUUCGGAAACACUUCUAGUAGCUCUCUCUGGUAUGAGUUGGCUUACACUGAAGCCAAAGCUAGGGUCCGGAGGGGAGACCGUGUUUGGCAAAUCGCGUUCGGAUCGGGUUUUAAGUGUAACAGUGCGGUUUGGCGGGCAAUCCGGUCAGUCAAUCCGGCAAAGGAGAAGAAUCUCUGGAUUGAUGAGAUUGACGACUUUCCAGUUACAGUGCCAGAAUUGCAACCCGUUCUAGCGGAAUAAUAAUAUGUUUACUAUUACUAGGGAAAGAAUUGGUGCACCAGUAAUAAUAGAGUUUGAGGUCUCCUGUUUUGAUGCCUGAUGGCAUGGUGAUAUGUCAUAAUCACUCAUCAGCAUUCACUAUAGGCCAAAUUGUAAUUUUAAUUUUAUGUUGCUUUUAUCUUCUUCCCUUUUUUUUUUGGUGUACUUUGUGUGGUUGUCCUCGAUCGGAAGGGCUCAUGUGUUUGGGACUAGUACUAGUAAAACGUGCGUUUCAUAUUGUGUGCAUGUAUUUAUUUAUUAGAAUAAUUAUCAUAUUUCAAGCUA